AUGGAUCCAUCGUAUUCGGUGAAGCCAGUGACCCUUUAUGGAGGACGGAAAGCGCCCGAAGUGCUUAAUAUAGUUAUUGUCGGUUGCGGACUGGGCGGGCUCGCCGCCGCCUAUUGUCUAGGACAAGCAGGUCACCGAAUCACCGUCCUAGAGGCUGCUCCAGAGAUAGGUGAAGUGGGGGCUGGAAUUCAACUGGGGCCGAACUUCACUAGGUUGCUCAUACGGUGGGGUCUAGGCGAGAAGCUUAAGGAGUUUGGCGUGGUACCACUUGCGUUUAGAUUCCGCAGAUACGAGGAUGGCAGGACUGUGGGCUGGACAAAAUGGGGAGAAGGCAUGGAACGCGAGCACGGUUCGCCCUAUUACCACAUACACCGUGCUGAUCUCCACCGCCUUCUGUUGGAAUUGGCAAGGCCCUUCAUGUCACUGUCUACCAACAGCCGCGUAGUCAGCGCAGAUCCUGGGGUGCCAGCGGUGACACUAGAGUCAGGUGCCGUGAUCCAGGCAGAUUUAAUCAUUGGUGCCGACGGGGUGAAAAGCACUAUACGUGAAAUAGUUGUCGGAGGCCCAGACAAACCCGUUGCCACAGGAGAUGCCGCUUACCGCGCAAUAAUACCAACUGCGGCAAUGCUACAGGAUCCUGUCCUCAAGCACCUGGUAGACGAAACAGAGAUGACUGGUUGGAUAGGUCCGAAGAAACACAUAGUUGGGUACUGCAUCCGGGGCAAGAAAGAAUACAACCUGGUGAUGGCCCACCCUGCACCGGCCACUGAAGAAUCCUACACGGCCGAGGGCAGCACGGAAAAAAUGCGAGCUGACUUCGUGGGUUGGGAGCCUCGGGUGCAAAAACUCAUGGCUCUCGUGCCCUCAACCUUGAUCUGGCCGCUGUUAGAUCGUGCGCCACUCGAUACCUGGAUCCAUCGCGACGGCAGAAUUAUUCUAUUGGGAGACGCCUGUCACCCCAUGCUGCCGUAUCGAGCGCAGGGAUCUGCUAUGGCGGUUGAAGACGCAGCAGUGCUCGGCAAUCUCCUCUCCAGACUCACCAGGAGGGGGCAACUGACCCCCCUCCUAUACGCCUAUCAGUCCCUGCGCUAUCCUCGUGCCACUGCGACGCAGGCAGCGGCUCGGGGGAACCAGAAUAUCUUCCACCUGGAGGACGGGCCGGCUCAGGAAGCCAGGGAUGCUUCUAUGAGUGCUGCCAUGGACCUAGCGUUAAGGGAAGCGGCCGGCGAGAUGUUGGACGAUUCCUGCGAGACGGCUGGGAACUCGAACAUCUGGGCUGAUAGGAAGAAGAACCGGGACCAGUUCGGCUACGAUGCGGACGAAGAGGUCGAGCGCUGGUGGGCCCGAAACCAUGGCCUCGUGGAUACGCCCGUAGGCGUGAACCCCAGGCUGUAG
Molecule: messenger RNA, 1395 nt
Organism: Pleurotus ostreatus (oyster mushroom)
Lineage: Eukaryota; Fungi; Basidiomycota; Agaricomycetes; Agaricales; Pleurotaceae
Exons: 9
Coding region: 1-1395 (464 amino acids)
Biological process (GO): secondary metabolite biosynthetic process
Molecular function (GO): monooxygenase activity; FAD binding
Source: RefSeq, a predicted model, not a curated record